Molecule: messenger RNA, 747 nt
Organism: Formica exsecta
Lineage: Eukaryota; Metazoa; Arthropoda; Insecta; Hymenoptera; Formicidae
Gene: Det
Product: baculoviral IAP repeat-containing protein 5-like
Exons: 4
Coding region: 203-664 (153 amino acids)
Source: RefSeq, a predicted model, not a curated record
ACACGUAACGAUUGGUUGGCGUUUUGAAAACUUGCGUUUUCGAACGCGGCCAAUUGUAAAUAAAAAUAAAAGGAAUUACAAUUUAAAUUUUCAGUUUUAUUUCCCGCGAUAAUAUCAGAUAUGUGAAUAUUACUUUUAUCGCCCAUAAAAUAUAAGGACUUUUUGCACAUUUUGUUUAUUGCGGCAAGGCUAUUCGAGCAAUAUGGAUAAUGACAAUUUACUAAUACCAGAUCCUACGUCUUUCUUUUGGAAGCAAAACAGAAUAAAGACAUUCAACAAUUGGCCUUUUAAAACAUCCGACAAGUGUAAUGCCAAAAGCAUGGUUACUGCUGGAUUUUAUGUUAUCGGAGACAUUAAUGAGCCAGAUUUAGUUGAAUGUUUUAUUUGUGGCAAACAACUCGAUGGCUGGGAAGCACACGAUGAUCCAUGGGAUGAACAUGUGAAACAUCAAUCAAACUGCUCAUUUGUACAAUUGAAUAAGCAGGACGAAAAAGAAUGGACGGUACAUGAGAUGUAUGAUUUAUAUAAAAAGUAUCAAAUAAAAAAAUAUAUGAAUGAAUUAGAUAAAAAAAUAAUUACAUUGAAAGAUGAAGCUGCAACAUCAAAAACUGAUCUAUUAUCUGCAUAUAAAGUAACGCAAAAAAAUAAAAAAAGCAUUGAUUAGCUAAUAACUGAUUAUACUAAUCUUAUACACAUGAUAUGAUAAAAAUAUCUUUUCCCUUUUACAUACCCCCGUUUCCAAAGUUU